Messenger RNA from Eruca vesicaria subsp. sativa (arugula), 2233 nucleotides. The record is from the annotation of a GenBank genome assembly. Lineage: Eukaryota; Viridiplantae; Streptophyta; Magnoliopsida; Brassicales; Brassicaceae.
UCUCACUCUUAUUUGGAUCUCGAUCUCGACCUCCCAAAAAAACAAUGAACAAGAUGAUCUUCCUCCUCUUCAUCAUCAUUUUCAUUAUAUCUCCACUACAAGUCCAAUCCCAAACCAUCCCAAGAAACAUCAGCAUAUUCAUAUUAGCCGGUCAAAGCAACAUGGCCGGCCGAGGCGGCGUUUAUAACGACACCGCCAAAAACAUAACCGUGUGGGACGGCGUUAUUCCACGGGAGUGUAGAUCAAACCCUUCUAUUCUCCGUCUCACAGCCAAGCUACAAUGGGAAGAAGCUAACGAGCCACUCCACGCUGAUAUAGACGUUAACAAGACUAAUGGUGUUGGACCGGGGAUGCCAUUUGCUAACCGGGUGGUUAACCGUUUUGGUUAUGUGGGUUUGGUUCCGUGCUCUAUCGGUGGGACUAAACUAAGCCAAUGGCAAAAGGGUGAGUUUUUGUACGAGGAGACGGUGAAGAGAGCUAAAGCUGCAAAGGUGGCUAGUGGAGGUGGCUCGUACGAGGCGGUUUUGUGGUAUCAGGGUGAGUCGGAUACGGUGGAUAUGGUGGAUGCUUCAGUUUAUAAAAAGAGACUAGUUCAGUUUUUCAGUGAUCUACGAAAUGAUUUGCAACAUCCCAAUCUUCCUAUUAUUCAGGUGGCUCUUGCUACAGGCGCAGGACCAUACCUUGACGCGGUAAGAAAAGCACAACUGGAGACAGGUCUUGACAACGUGCAUUGUGUUGACGCAAAGGGCCUACCUCUUGAACCGGACGGCCUCCAUCUGACCACGUCUUCUCAGGUCCGGCUUGGUCAGAUGAUGGUUGAUGCCUUCUUGGCCAUUCCCAAUUCAGCCAAACCACUCUCUGGCAUUUCUGUCUUUGUUCUUUUUUCGCUGUUCUUUUUAUAGUACUAUCAUUGGACCUACAUUGAAAAUUUUUUGGAUACUUGUUUAUGAUAUUUAGGGAAUACAGCUUGAAAUGAUUCGAUCAUAUCACUGGAUAUGAUUAAAAAAAAGAAAAGUACAAGACAAAACAUAAUUAAAACUGGUGGUCAUACACAGAAUGUACUUAUAGAUAACUUUGGUUGGAUGAUACAACCUUAUAAACAUGGGAAUGCACAAAGAGAGUUCUCUCGCCUAAACUAUGUAACAAAAUGAAUUUUUGUAAUAAACAAAAACAAAACUCGAUGCAAAUGCACAACGAUAAAAAUGGAAGUUACCUUUCAAUCAAUUUCACAAAAUGAUUUUUUUCUGUAAUCUUGCAAAUCACCAAUUGGGUUAAUGAAGACUGAAUCAACACAUAGACCGCCUUUUGAGUGAGUGCAAUCAAUCUGUUUCAUGGACCAUUUGAUCUCGGUAAAUGGUUCUGUUCCAGUCACUACGAACUCCCCAACCUUGUAAUCGAUCCAGAAACCGCGCUUGUGGUGGCCGUGUGAUUCUUCUCUCUUUACAUCGUCCAAGUAGUAUUCACAUGAUGCUUCUUGACCAUCAGAGGUUGAAAGUGAAAACCUUACCGGCUUCAAAUCCCAACCGUGAGUGUGUUCGUAGUUGCACACGCGUCUCCCUGACUUUUUUGCGAACCCGCCUAGAUGGAUUCUGAAUGAUAGAGAGUAGAUACCAGGUGGGAGAUGGAAUGUCACUGUCCCAUCAACUUCAAACCACCAAAUCUGCUGUAAGUAGGCUACCACAUGGAACCUGUUCAAUGCAAGAUUAAAAAAACAGAUUUUUACAUUAUUUUUCCCCAAAAAAAAAACAAAACAAUACAUCGUUUAUAUCGAGCAAAAGUUGUAUGCCUCAAGACGAUCACAAUGUCAAUAUUCACAUGCUUCACCACAGAAAGUUCAAAACUUUUUCUUUGGUGAAUAAAAAAGAUCAUGCAAGAACACUCAAUAGUCUAUAAUAACUAUAUUCAUCAAACACACAAAAGCAGAGUCACAAUCACAAACAAAGAGAAACAGACCACACUAAUCAAACACCAAUCCUCACGCAAACUUUUCAAGUACUAUUCAGGUCAAAUGACAUUAUGACCACAAACCAAAGUAAAGCAAUGAUCUUGACAUCAAAUCUUCUAAAAAAACUGUAUUAAGAAAAUUCAAAAUUCAGCAAAAAAGUGUAAUACCUAGAUUCAUCAGUAGGAACCCAACUCCAAUAUCUCCUGUCUUCAAUCCCAGUAAUAGCCAUCCCUCUCGCAGAAACCGCCAUACAAACCCGUCCCGUUACUCUAUCAAUCCACAGCUCCU